CGUGCACAAAUAAUUCUAUCCUCAAGAUUCCCUAUACAUCUUGGACAUGCUGUAAUGUUUCCUUCAAAAAUGCUGUCAUGUGGAUAGUUCGUGCAUGAUUAUCUUUCUUGUUGUGGAAAAUAUUUUCCGUCGUCCUUCGGAAUUUGUUGGUCUUUUGUAGUGUUGGCGUCUAGUGCAUCUACUGUUGGGAAGGUCCAUAUAGGGACAUGGAUGCCCUUUUUCUAAACCUUCAUUAUAUUUCUGCCUUGAAUUUGCAUGUUCGAACCUUGUUUUUUUAUUUAGACAAAGGAAGCUUUUAUUGAUUUCUAACCUUGUUUGGCCUGACUAGCAUAGUUUUCCUUGGCAAAGAGAAAGACAUCCAAAUGAAAUGUCAAAAACUUGAGAUAGGCGACAAAUCAAUAAAUAUGCUACUCAAGAUCUGGAUCUUGCCUAGCUAUAAGAAAACCAUAUGAAGGUGUGACUUAUCAAACUGAGAAGGAAAUGGAUGAGAUCUUAUUUAAACCCAAAAAUUCUCACACUUGUGUUGACUGUUAUUAAUGUUUCUUUAGAUGAUGAGGCUCGGUGAGCCGUAUUGUGAUUGGGAGCCUGAAUAGGAAAUUGUGGGUAUGGAUAUUUGGGCAGGCAGCUUCAGCUACGCCUGGUAUGGCAUACCAUUAAUUUUCUCGUAUAUGAUAGGGGAGGCGCCUCGGCCAGCGCUGCACCACCGCCUCUUGCAGAUUUGCUUAGAUCUCAUCAUCCUCCAUUCCCCCUCUCAUCUCCUUCUUCUCCUUCUCCUUCUUGGAAAUGCUUUUCUUUUCCAUUAUAUAUUCUGUGGUCGGUCGGUACUCGUUUCUUUGCCAGCUACUUGUGUAUAAAGGGCAGGAAGGCGAGGCUGCGGCUUGUCGAUCACCAUUCACCAACACACCGAAAAGAGAGUCUGCUUGCUCCAUUCUCUGCCUCAUGUCGACGACGACGGUGCCGGAGCCGCACGUCCUCGCCGUCGAUGACAGCAUCGUGGACCGUGCUGUCAUCUCCAGACUCCUCCGGAGCUCCAAAUAUCGAGUUACCACGGUGGAUAGCGGCAAGAGAGCACUGGAGCUUCUCAGUCUGGAUCGAAAUGUGCAUAUGAUCAUCACAGAUUACUGCAUGCCGGAGAUGACAGGAUUCGACCUCCUCAAGAGGGUCAAGGAGUCGUCGGAGCUGAAGGAGAUCCCGGUGGUGCUAAUGUCGUCGGAGAACUCGCCGACGAGAAUCCGGCGGUGCCUGGAGGAGGGGGCGGAAGACUUUUUGAUCAAGCCGGUGCGGCCGUCUGAUGUGUCGCGCCUGUGCAGCCGCGUCAUGAAAUGAAAUGAAACGAAAUGCAAACAGCUGGGCUGGAUUAAUCAAUCAGGAGUCCUCCUAACCACCAUCUCUAACUGACCAAUCAUAGUAUAAGUAGCAAGCCACGAACAACAACAACAACAACAAGACGUCGUUGAUCGAUCGAUCGAUCAGCAAGGUUCAUGCUGCAUGGUGAUUAAUAAGAAGAGAUCAAAGCCCUCAAGGGAGUUUUUUUUGUCCGGAACGAUAUAAUUAUUGUACAUUACUUAAUUAUUACUACUAAUUAAUUCCCUAGUAGAUCCAUGACGCCUAACUAGCUAGCACUACCUCUCUCUUGCUCUCUUCUUUAUCGGCAAAAUAACCAAUAAAAGAUUCUUCUUAUUUGGCAAAUUGGAAUAUAUUGUUUAUAUCCUCAUGUUUUCGUUCCUGAUCCCCAUCUGGCACCCAAGGAGUGC
Oryza brachyantha (malo sina) is the source of this 1754-nucleotide messenger RNA. Its product is annotated as two-component response regulator ORR3. The transcript is spliced from 4 exons. Bases 784 to 1326 code for a protein of 180 amino acids. The record is from RefSeq and is a predicted model, not a curated record. Lineage: Eukaryota; Viridiplantae; Streptophyta; Magnoliopsida; Poales; Poaceae. Gene Ontology annotation, biological process: phosphorelay signal transduction system; cytokinin-activated signaling pathway.